Molecule: messenger RNA, 1589 nt
Organism: Elaeis guineensis (African oil palm)
Lineage: Eukaryota; Viridiplantae; Streptophyta; Magnoliopsida; Arecales; Arecaceae
Source: RefSeq, a predicted model, not a curated record
GCCGCCGUGCUCUUUUUGACUCGGCAAGCAGUGGUCCAUGGCGGGCUUUAGGGGUUAGGGUUUCGGUUUCUUCUCCGAAGCUGCGAUAACUGUUGGUAUUUGAAUUGGAUCCAAUCGAAGGUUUCUCCGCGUAUAGCGAUCCCGCUCUCUCGAGAAUCACACCUCCUCCGUGAUCAGCUUCUCCAGAUCUAGGUUCAUUGAUCUGAACUUUGAUUUGGCGGCGUUGGCAGUUUUUUCAGUGGUAAUUGUUGAAGGAUAGAAGAAGAAAAUGCGGACACCAUCGCUGCUUGCGCAAUGCUUUCCAGGCUUGAUGCCCCAUGACAAGAAUGGUCAUGGUGUUUCCAUUGUUUCGGAAAGGGAUUUGAUUCUUCCCUCACCAGCUGUUGAGAUUCUUCCUUCAAAGAAUGCUCACCCUUACAAGUAUGCUGGAGAGAAUGUUGAUUUGCAAGGUCUAAAUAUUUUCAAGGGAAGAGUUAGUGUAGCUGACAUGAUUGGAUUUCCCGGUUCAGAGAUGAUAUCAUCAAAACAUGAUGGAUCUCUGAAAUACUGGGAGGGUUCAAUUGAUCUUGUCAAUACUCUGAAGCACGAGAUACGCGAUGGGCAGUUGAGUUUCAGGGGCAAACGGAUUCUAGAGCUUGGUUGUGGGUAUGGUCUGGCUGGGAUAUUUGCUUGCCUGAAGGGUGCUUCUACAGUGCAUUUUCAGGAUCCAAAUGCAGAAACUAUAAGAUGCACAACCAUUCCCAAUGUCCUGGCAAAUCUUGAGCAGGCUCGGGAUAGGCAGAGCCGCCAACCAGAGAGUCCACUCACCCCAUCUCGGCAACAAUUGUCUCCUGAUGUCCAUUUCUAUGCUGGGGAUUGGGAGGAGCUCCAUACAGUCCUGUCUGUGGUGCAGAUGGAUGGGUUUGAGCCAGCACCUGGGACAAGCCUCAGCUUCUCUGAGGAUGACUUCAUGGAUGGAUGCAGCAGUCAAGAUGGAAGCAUCACUGGUCAUGAUCCUUCCUCCAGGCGAUCAAGGAAGCUCUCAGGAAGCCGUGCUUGGGAGAGGGCAAACGAGACGGACACAGGAGAUGGUGGUUAUGAUAUUAUUUUAAUUACUGAAAUCCCAUAUUCAGUGAGUUCUUUGAGGAAGCUAUAUGCCCUUAUAGCAAAGUGCUUGAGACCACCAUAUGGGGUGUUGUAUUUGGCUGCCAAGAAGAAUUUUGUUGGUUCCAAUGGUGGAGCACGGCAGCUGAGAGCUCUGGUGGAUGAGGAAGGUAUUUUUGGUGCCCACAUGGUUACUGAAUUGGCAGACAGGGAAAUUUGGAAGUUCUUUUUCAAGUGAGUAAAUUCAGGGAAUCAAGAAAGAUGUCAUUCCCCAACUUCAUGAUCGCAUGGUUUCGGUUCUUAUACACUGUAUAUACCACCAAUGUCUAAUUUCUUCUUUAAUUUUAUUUGAUAAUAAGGCUCAGAAUAGUUGGUUCCAUUAGCUUGCUGAAAUGUUGCAAUGCUACGUUUUUGUAGAUUUUUAUUCUUUUUUUCAUAUUGAUAUGUACACAAUAGGAGAAAUUUAAAGUUUGAUUUAUAUAUGUGAAAGUUCCUUUUUUUUCCAU